Molecule: messenger RNA, 1534 nt
Organism: Myxocyprinus asiaticus (Chinese sucker)
Lineage: Eukaryota; Metazoa; Chordata; Actinopteri; Cypriniformes; Catostomidae
Product: PR domain zinc finger protein 12-like
Exons: 5
Coding region: 14-1111 (365 amino acids)
Biological process (GO): neurogenesis
Cellular component (GO): nucleus
Molecular function (GO): histone methyltransferase binding
Source: RefSeq, a predicted model, not a curated record
UAUUUGUGUCAUCAUGGGUUCAGUGCUACCUGCAGAUGCUUUGGUUCUGAAGGCUGGAUUUAAGCAGCAGACUCUGGCCUUGUCCGACAUCAUCACAUCGGACAUCCUGCACAGUUUCCUGUACGGCCGCUGGAGGAACGUGCUCGGGGAACACCUGUUCGAGGAGAAGACCCCCACUGUCAGCCCCAAAACAGCGUUCACCGCCGAGGUCCUGGCGCAGUCAUUCUCAGGAGAGGUCCAGAAGCUCUCCAGCUUAGUGUUGCCAAGUGAAGUCAUCAUUGCGCAGAGCUCAAUUCCGGGAGAAGGUCUUGGCAUCUUCUCCAAAACCUGGAUAAAAGCUGGCACCGAGAUGGGUCCCUUCACUGGCAGGGUCAUUUCUCCCGAACAUGUGGAUCUCUUCAAGAACAACAAUCUCAUGUGGGAGGUUUUCAAUGAAGAUGGCACGGUGCGCUACUUCAUCGAUGCCAGUCAAGAGGAUCAUCGCAGCUGGAUGACAUACAUCAAAUGCGCGCGCAAUGAGCAAGAACAGAAUCUAGAAGUUGUGCAGAUUGGAAGCAGCAUAUUUUACAAAGCAGUAGAGACGAUACCUCCAGAUCAAGAGCUGCUUGUGUGGUAUGGGAAUUCCCACAACACUUUCCUUGGUAUCCCAGGUGUCCCUGGCACAGAGGAAGAAACGCAGAAGAAGAGUAAAAAUGAUGAGUUCCACCUGUGCGAAACCUCCUCCAACACCAUCCUCUCCACAGCCAGUCGCAUGCGCUGCGUCAUCUGCCACCGCGGGUUCAACUCCCGCAGUAACCUGCGCUCCCACAUGCGUAUCCACACACUGGACAAGCCCUUUGUCUGCCGUUUCUGCAACCGCCGCUUCAGUCAGUCCUCCACCCUUCGCAACCACGUGCGCCUGCACACGGGCGAACGCCCCUACAAAUGCCACGUCUGCCAGAGCGCAUACUCCCAGUUGGCAGGGCUGCGGGCGCACCAGAAGAGUGCCAGGCACCGGCCAUCUAGCACGGGGUCUGCUGUGGGGCUGCAGGCCCAUUCACCCCCUCCUCAGUUGGCACAGGUCCCUCACCCGGCCUCUCUAGUGCAUCACAUACCCACCAUGGUGCUAUGAGAGGGCACAAUGCACUCGACCAUCUGAGAUGUUCACAGUCUAACAGGCUGAUCUUCAGUGCUGCUGGCUCAUGUGUAGAAGUGUGUCUAUGUGGAGCCGGUCCUGUUGAAAACUCUCACCAUUAGUGGAUGCUUUGUGGUCUGCUGUCCUGGUUAUAUACAGGAGAAGGUGUGAUGAGAUAUGACGAGGAAGCCCUGCACAAACUCAGUUAUGGCAGCCCUGAAGUGAAUAUGGCUAAGGAAGGGCUGUUUUGUAUGUUCAUGUUGAAUUCUUAUCAUUGCCAGAACUACACACUUUAUUUGAUCUGGCUUAACUGAUCAAGCAUUUUAAUAUGUCAUUUAAGAUGGUCAGUAGUUAGUGUCUUAUUUUUCAUAUUUGCAUGUGACAGUAUUGUUUUUGUCACAUUUCACAUUUCAAGCCACA